This is a messenger RNA of Neofelis nebulosa (Clouded leopard), 440 nucleotides long. RefSeq names its product small ribosomal subunit protein eS7-like. Gene Ontology annotation, cellular component: 90S preribosome; small-subunit processome; ribosome. NCBI's taxonomy places the organism in Eukaryota, Metazoa, Chordata, Mammalia, Carnivora, Felidae. Gene Ontology annotation, molecular function: structural constituent of ribosome. The transcript has a single exon. The annotation marks the transcript as partial. The record is from RefSeq and is a predicted model, not a curated record. Gene Ontology annotation, biological process: translation; rRNA processing; ribosomal small subunit biogenesis.
ACAGAAUCUGAAGCAAUCUGGUCUUUCCAGAAAAUCCAAGUCCGGGUAGUGUGUGAGCUGGAGAAAAAGUUCAGUGGGAAGCACGUGGUCUUUAUUGCUCAGAGGAGAAUUCUGCCUAAGCCAGCUCGAAAAAGCCAUACAAAAAAUCAGCAAAAGCGUCCCAGAAACUGCACUUUGACCGCCGUGCACGACGCGAUCCUGGAGGACUUGGUUUUCCCAAGCGAGAUUAUGGGCAAGAGAAUCCGUGUGAAACUGGACAGCAGCCGGCUCAUAAAGGUUCACUUGGAUAAAGCACAGCAGAACAAUGUGGAACACAAGGUGGAAACCUUCUCGGGUGUCUAUAAGAAGCUCACGGGCAAGGAUGUUAACUUUGAGUUCCCAGAGUUUCAAUUGUAGACAAAAUGAUUAAAUAAAACAUUGACAUUAAAAAAAAAAAAAAA